This is a messenger RNA of Zootoca vivipara (common lizard), 5082 nucleotides long. The record is from RefSeq and is a predicted model, not a curated record. Lineage: Eukaryota; Metazoa; Chordata; Lepidosauria; Squamata; Lacertidae.
CUUGUUGUUGUUGAGGAGGACGCGCAGUUUGGAGUCCCGGGUUAGCUGUCAUGGGCGUAGCCAGGAUUUACGUUAGCUGUGCCAAGUGCGCCUGCUGCGCUCAGUCUCUCCGCUCUUCAGUAAGGGAAGGGAGGGAGAACGUCUCCUGUUUCCAUCCCUCGCCAUUGGGAUGCCAAUUUAGGACACUUCCAGCCUGCCACUAUCGUAAAUUUAGGGAAAUCCCCAGCUCAAUCCGAAACCCUCUGGUUCCUAACCCUGCUCAUCCCGGGGGCGGCGGCUUGUCUUUCUGCAGCAUUGCUAGUCCUUUCCAACUGACCUGUUGACUGAAAAAUCUUUGAUAGCACAAAGUUUUCAGCCUGUCGUAAAUUCAGUGCGAGCCGUUAAGGGUCACUUCUGAACGAGUCGUUUAAUGGAGCACGAAUCGUGAUGCGUUUGCACAAAGCUCGCGCGCGGAGGUUAGGCAAUGGCUGUGCGCGCACACGGCUCUUUGCCCCGGCUGGCAGGGCGCUCCCACCUCUGGGGUCUGAAGCCGAGUACGCAGCACGAUUUCAGUUCAACCCACCCUGCGUGAGAUGUUAAAAGCAAGAGGAGCCAUUGGUGCCCUCGCUGUACUGUUUUGGACACCCUCUGAAAAGUUCUUAUUUUAAUUUUUUUUAAUAAUCUGCAAGCCUAUUCAUUAGCCCCAAUUGUUCCUGCCACCCCAACCUCAUUCAGCCUGAGAAAGAAUUCUGUUUGCUCACAAACUUUGGGACAUUUUGCUUGGUUACAAAGUAACAAAGUUAUUGCUAUAUUGUGGCGUUUGGAUUUUCCCGUUCAAUUUCAAGGCUCCUCCAUUUCUCUUACUUGGGGAGCAUAGCCCAGGUGUGCUGGGAAGUUGCCAGGACAAUCAGAGAUCCGUUGGAUCCUACAUCCCUGUGCAUCUUCCUCUAGGACAGCUCCCUAAUUAGUUUAUUCCCAGCUGACCUAUUUCAUCCUGAUUUGAUUGCACCAAGUUUUCAAAGGAGUCAGAUGCCUGCUGUUAAGCAAUCAUUCCCACUGUCUUGUAUGAGCUCCCCACAAAUAAUUUUGCAAUUGUUACUCUGGACUUUCCAGUGCAUUUUCCAUUACUUUCCUUACUGUGAAAUGUAAGAUUCUUAUGAUCUGAAAUGAAAUCAGUUUUCUUGUGCAAGCUUGCCAAACCCAGUUUAAUUCCAUUACUGAAAUCAAGUACUGUAUGUCCCGGACGUCCCCGGACUGUCCAAAUAAGGACAGUCUGCAAGUGGUCAACAGAGUUGGGAUGUCCUUUCCUUCCAAAAGGGGGCAAUAAUUCACACUCCCCCCUCUCCCUCCCCUCUUUGUGGGAAAUCCAGAAAGAGGAGUCAACUUCAACAUUUUCUGUUUCCUGGAAUGGGCACUCAGCCAAAUGUGGAUCCAGCAGGGAAGACUUCUGGGCAUAACUUAACUUAUACUGUGAUACUGAUCACAUCUGCAUCUCUCACUUACUCCAGCUUGCUCACUUGCCAGCGCCGUGCAUCUUCUACCACUGCAUCUCUACUCUACAGAGAUGUAGCGAGUUGUUGAGUCUGAAGUCCAAAGUCACAGGACUCAGCAAGAUUGGUAAAGAAAAAGCGAUUUAUAUGCGUUGUAUAUGCGAAGAGUCACGAAGAGUCGGACACGACUAAACGACUAAACAACAACAACAUGCGAUAUAACAUUGUGCCACCAGAUGGCGCUGUGUACUCCCAUUUAUUUCUCUACCUGGUUUCCCUGUUUAAAUUUACAAUGCGUUUAACCGAAACGCUUCUUUGAUGUGUCUAGAUUCAGUCUCAGACUCCAUGGUCCUUUUAUAUAUACAAAUGCAUCUGUAACUGCAGCCUAAGACUGCCUCCAGAUUGCUACUGUAUGUGAACUGUGAGUAAACUGUAUUUUAUUCAAAGAAGACUGUUUCUUUUUUGUGCUGCUGUUGUUUUAAGGGGGAUAAAAGGGGGAAAUACCAGGAAAACCCAGUCUGCUGCACCAAGGCAUCCUGGAUUGCUGCAUCAAAUAGACUGAAACAGCAGCUUCCUAAUUUUGUCGCAAAAGGGGUGUACUCUGCUAAACUCACAAACGAGUUUGCUGUUUUACAAAACCACUCCCCAAAUGCCAUAAUGGAUUCCAAUCCGAUUGCACCACUGAGCCCCCAAUCCUUCUCAAGAGAUGAGUUGGAUGCUUACAUGCCAAAAGCAAUGAAGAAGUUUUAUCGGGGUGAACCAUUGGCACUGGGGAUCACACAGAUACUCAUCGGAGUUAUGCAAGUUGCUCUUGGAGCUGCGCUUCACACUGCGCCUUAUUAUUAUUAUUACCCUUACAUUGUAAUUGAAGCACCAAUCUGGAGCGGAAUCUUGUACAUCAUUUCAGGAUCCCUCUCUGUGGCAGCUGCCAGGAACCCCAAAAUGCCAAUGGUGAAAGGGAUGCUGGGAAUGAACAUCGUGAGUUCUGUAGCGGCCGGCAUUGGAAUCAUUUUCCUCUGUUUUUCAAUGGGUCACUAUCCAUAUACAAAGAACAGCAUAUUGUGUGGAAUCCUGGCUGUCUUCCUGGUAUUCAACGUCCUUGAGUUUUGCAUCACUAUCUCCACCUCUGUGUUCGGCUGCAAGCCUGUUUGCCAGGACAACUACACCGAAACGGUAACGCUGAAGAGAGUGGAGUUUGGUGACCAGACUAGACAAAGAUAUUCCGGGGUUGUGGUGGUUUACCAGAACGUGAGCCCAGGUGACGCUGUUGCUCUUCCAGCUGCUUGCAAGGAUCCCAGAUCCCCCUGACUUGCUGUUACUUCAUCCCAUCCUCCUUGACUGCCAUUUCCAAUGUCAGGAGAGAAAAAAAUACUAAAUGUGCACUUAGGCACCAAGCAGGUUUCGUGACUCAUCCUAGGGCAUCUUUGAAGAAAUCUAUGUCUAUCAGGCCCUAGAUCAUCUUUGAAGAAAUCUAUGUCUAUCAGGCCCAUGCAAAUAAAACACUGGGAUUUUGAUAAGGCAGCGUGGCCUGUUGUUUGUUGGGAAGACUGGCAACUUUUAAGUUAGGAGCAACAUUUUAAAAGUAGAUCAGGGGAAAUGUAAGAAGCCAAUCAAUGGAAGCCCUUUAAAUGAAUAGGACCAUUUUGAAUGAAAACAAUGAUAAAGAUUUCCAAAAGAAACUAUAGCAAAUACUGUAUAAUGUUGCGAACUAGGCCUUGCAUGAGAAUAAGAAAAAGAAAAACUGCAAACAGGAUGUGGGUUGACUGGACGAAUAAAGAUUCCCCAAAUUGCACUAGAUAUCUUUCAGCAAGGUAUGAAUGCAAAACAAGAAAUAUUAUACAAUGAUAUUAUACAUUACUCAAAAUUUCUGGUCUUCUGUUUUCGUAUAGUUUAGUUUCCAUGGCUUCUGACAUGCUAGAACAGAGGUGAGGAACAUCUGGCCUGUAGGCUGAUGUGGCCCCCCAGGGCUUUGAAUCCGGCCCUCAGGAGUUUUCCCAGGCUCCUACCCUCCUCCUGCAUCAUGCCAGUCACCAGUCCUGCCUUGCAAGGUCAUUUUGCCUGGCUGGAAUGUGUCUCUGAACUUCGAUAAUGCCUCUUAUUUGCCUGGUGGGAGAAGUGUGUGGUUCCAUCAGAGCUAUGCACUUAAAGCAGUAUCACAACACUUCAAACAUUCAUGGCUUCCCCUCAAGCACUGGUCUUCAACUGAUGGAUCUCACUAGUACAUCACAGCCUUAUCCAAGUUGGUUUGCAACAAAACUGGAGCACUGAAUAUAGGGUAAAAGGUGAGAAUUGGGUCCCCGAGUGCAUGUUUGGGUAGGGUUGCCAUAUAUCUGGGAAAUCUCAGAGGAGUCCUGGAUUUGGUUCCUUUUGGGGGCAUCGGGGGAGGAUUUUUAAAAAUAAAACUGUAGUUAAUGUCUGGGUUUGGGUGCUGUGCCGGUGGCGCGAUUGGCGGUGGUGCGGGGGCCUGCUAAAAAAAGCUAAACAAAUUUGUGGUGGGAUCUGGAUUUUUACCUUUUGAAAUAUGGGAAAUCUAUGUUUGGGUUAAAAGCGGGACCUGGGUCUGGGUCUGAAUGCUUGGACAUGGAGUGUUAAAGUGUGGACUUCUACCUGGAAUGAUCAGGGCAAAACGUUACCAUCAUUGCUUUGUGUGGCAACCAGUUGAGAUCACAUGACGCCUCCCAUUUCCCACAGAGCAUUUCUCACCGGUACCCAGGCAGUGGCGCUGUUGCAUCACAAACAGAUAGUAGCUGGCUAUUUGUUUGUGGAUGCACCAUCCAAUGGAGCGAUAGGCUGGGUUCUCUCCCCAAGAGCAGUUCCUCCAGUGGCUUUUAUGAAGGAAAAAGGUGCCUCGGGAACCCACCUGCUAUGGUUGUGCUACUUCUGGUUUGUAGAGCUAGUAAUACUGAUUCCCAAGGCAGCUUCGAGAUAAAAUCCUCCAGUGAAUAUAAAUGGGGAAUUGUGCAUGUUAGGUGCCAAACAUUUCUUGACUUCAUUAGGCAGGCAUUUCCAAUCGGAAGGAGAAGAAUGCUUGAAAGCCAUGGCUUAUUGCCACACUGCAAGCAGUGCCGGAUUUACGUAUAAGCCAAACAAGCUAUAGCCUAGGGCGCCACUCUCUUGGAGGCCCCCCCAAAAAUUUAAGGAAAAAAACACCUGGAUGUACAUUUUCAAAAUAUAUGAUAAAAAACAAAUAAAAUAAAACCUACAUACAACAACAGUGUUUUGUGUUGUGUAGGCUCCUAUGGUGUAAGUAAUGGGGCCCGCCUGCUGGCCUGCUCCCUAAAAUAUCACUGGUUUGCUCAUUUCUAUAUAUAGGGUGCCUACAUUCUGCUAUUUAUAAUUAUUAGUAGUUUGCAUCAUAUAUUUACACCUAUUAUUAUUUCAUGUUAUAGCAAGUUUCUAGAGACUAGAUUAUGAGUCUUUGUAAAUUGUGUUUCUAAAGGAACUUUUGCUAUUGCCAAGUGCCAGUGUGUUUGCAUUAUUAAGUUUGUUAUGAAUAAAAAAAAUCAUCUUAAGUUAAAGCUUAAUAAUUAUUUCACUAUUAAUAUAUUUCUUCUUAAUUGUAUUUCAGUUCAACAAUUACUUUGAUAAAAUACUUAUUUUGUUAUGUGCAAAU